AUGGUGUAUGAUGUGAAGAGCUCCCAGCUCAUCAACUUUGCCGAGCCCCAAUCCGGUGGCUUGCUCCUCACCACCAACACCACCUCCCACUCAUCGCGCUUCCUCUCAAACAUCGCUGACUACGGCUCGAGGGGCGCCGAACACAUCUCCCCUGAUAGGCACGUAUUCAAGAUAGGCGACCACAACCCGGCUGCAGCUGUGCAAGCUGCUACGCCGUCGUCCUAUCCGCAGUACAACGAUCCUCCUGCAACCGUUCUGCAGGCUUCGACCAACGCUGGUGGCAGGAGCAAGCAGAGGCAUCACAUUGCUGAUCCGGUAGCUUCGGGCGCAGCAUCUUACGCACACUCGAGCUCCCUACCCGCCGGACCGACUCGACGAACAGCAGCAGCAGCCUCGCACACCAAGAACGUCUUUUCCAUCUCAACACAGCGCUGGGCGAAGCGGCUAGCAGACAUGGCGUCUCCCUAUCCCUCCACAGCCAAUGGCGACGGUCCCCGUGUAGAUGCGCCACGCGAAGUGUCCAUCGGCGUCGGCACGGUCUAUGACCAAACUGCCUUUUCUUCAAAUGGCUACACCCGACCAGACGACUCGCACCCCCCUCUCCGAUCGCACUACUUUCUCUCGCGCAAUGAGAUCCUGAAAGGCGUAGCGAACCGCUUCGUUCACUCGUCCGCCUAUCUCUACUUCUACGCCUCCAUGGCCCUCGCUUCGCUCCUCACAGUGAUCAUCAGUCUCACAUCCGACUGUCCCGGAUCGCUGUUCUACGGUCUCGAGCUAGCGAUCAACCUCCUACUCAUCGCUGAAGUAGGCAUCCGCCUCGUAGCUUUCGGCAAGCAAUUCUGGAAGUCCACAUACAACGUGGUCGACCUCUUCCUCGUCCUGCUAUGCGCGGUGACGUUGCUGGUCAUCUUUUUUCAUCAUGAAUGCUCGCCCUUCCGCCGACCCUCGGAGGACGGCGAACCGGGGAGAUCGGGGAAAGGAGAGGAGCUGUUGGAUUCCAUCCUGCUGAUCGGGAGGAACGUCGUUCAGGCGCUUAGGCUGGUCUCGAUCGUAAGGAGGUCAGGAAGCAACGUCACGAGCAGACCGAGCAGAAUUGAGAUUGGGAACAGACCAUACUCGCUAGAUCUGGAUCUCGAGGAUGAAGGUGCGAUGGCAAGGGACAGGAUCAGGAUAGGUGAGGAGGAGAGGGCGCCCCUCUUCGAUGCGGAGGAGGAUGAGCUUUGA
Messenger RNA from Kalmanozyma brasiliensis GHG001, 1224 nucleotides. RefSeq names its product Ion transport domain protein. The coding region runs from base 1 to 1224 and encodes 407 amino acids. The record is from RefSeq and is a predicted model, not a curated record. The transcript has 2 exons. NCBI's taxonomy places the organism in Eukaryota, Fungi, Basidiomycota, Ustilaginomycetes, Ustilaginales.